This is a messenger RNA of Esox lucius (northern pike), 10598 nucleotides long. Its product is annotated as probable ubiquitin carboxyl-terminal hydrolase FAF-X. The transcript is spliced from 41 exons. NCBI's taxonomy places the organism in Eukaryota, Metazoa, Chordata, Actinopteri, Esociformes, Esocidae. Gene Ontology annotation, cellular component: cytosol; nucleus. The record is from RefSeq and is a predicted model, not a curated record. Gene Ontology annotation, biological process: cell migration; protein deubiquitination. The coding region runs from base 528 to 8324 and encodes 2598 amino acids. Gene Ontology annotation, molecular function: cysteine-type deubiquitinase activity; cysteine-type endopeptidase activity.
GUUCUGGACGGUGAAUAGAUAUCAAAUGCAACAGAAUAGAGUUCCCUUUUUAUUGACCACCAUUCAUUCAGGUUCACCACAUACCUGAAAAUACUAAACGUAAAGUGAACUAGCUUCGCUGCACUGCCACCAACUGCCUGGGAAACUGUGCUAGACUAGAGCUGGGGGGGCGGAUGGUGACGCAGGAAAAACACCCAAGUGCAGACAAAAAAUUAAAGGAAGAGAGAUCAUCUUAGGAGAGCAGACCCGAAUGCAUGCAUCUAAAUCGUAUGUAACAUAGGUUGACACACAGCUGCGAAACCAAGAACAUAAAAAUUCCCAAACAGAACAGGACAAGUGAACACACGGAAGUUGCAUUACAUUUUCGGGUUCUGCAAUGGUCUCUGCAAGCCUCCCUGUGCAGGUGGAGUGUUCCCUCUCGGUCGGCCUCUGGUUCUCUGUCCCUGCCCAGGCACACGCAGUGAUUCUCCCUGAGGCCAGGGCCUCCUAAAGUGGACAAGAUUGCCAAGAUCUGCCCUGUGGCAAGCAUGACGGCCACCACCCGUGGCUCCCCCGUGGGGGGCAAUGACAGCCAGGGCCAGGCACCAACUGACGCUCAGAGCCAGCCCCCACCCACGCCGGCCCAGAUGGCGUCCCCCAGCGCGUCCUCUACCGAGCCGUCCCCUGUCAGCCCACUGGUGGGGGAGGAGCAGGGCCAGGGAGACUCCACCCCUGCUCUGGAGGAGGAGGAGCCUGCCUUCCCUCACACUGACUUGGCCAAGCUGGACGACAUGAUCAACCGGCCCAGAUGGGUGGUCCCAGUCCUGCCAAAGGGGGAAUUAGAAGUUCUACUUGAAGCUGCUAUAGAGUUAUGUAAAAAAGGGCUUGAUGUGAAGUGUGAGGCGUGUCAGAGGUUUUUUAGGGACGGCCUGACCAUCUCUUUUACCAAGAUCCUUACAGACGAGGCUGUGAGUGGAUGGAAGUUUGAGAUCCAUAGGUGUAUCAUCAACAACACCCACCGGCUGGUGGAGCUGUGUGUGGCCAAGCUUUCUCAGGACUGGUUCCCCUUGCUGGAGCUCCUGGCCAUUGCCACCAACCCCCACUGUAAGUUCCACAUCUACAACGGCACGCGGCCCUCUGAGACGGUUCCCGCGGGGGCCACGCUGGCUGACGACGAGCUCUUCGCCCGCCCACCUGACCCUCGCUCACCCAAGGGCUGGUUGGUGGACCUGAUUAAUAAAUUUGGCACGCUGAACGGAUUUCAGACUCUACAUGACCGCUUCAUGAGCGGACAGGCACUUAAUGUACAGAUCAUAGCUGCCCUCAUCAAGCCAUUCGGUCAGUGCUACGAGUUCCUGACCUUGCACACGGUAAAGAAGUAUUUUCUGCCAGUGAUCGAGAUGGUUCCUCAAUUCCUGGAGAACCUGACUGAUGAGGAGUUGAAAAAGGAGGCCAAGAACGAGGCUAAGAACGACGCGCUCUCCAUGAUUAUAAAGUCCCUAAAGAACCUGGCCUCCAGAGUUCCCGGGCAGGAGGAGACUGUCAAGAACUUAGAGAUAUUCAGGUUGAAAAUGAUCCUUAGGUUAUUGCAAAUUUCCUCGUUCAAUGGCAAGAUGAACGCCCUGAACGAGGUCAACAAGGUCAUUUCGAGCGUGUCCUACUACACGCAUCGACAUGGAAACCCCGAGGAGGAAGAGUGGCUUACGGCCGAACGCAUGGCGGAGUGGAUUCAGCAGAAUCACAUCUUGUCCAUCGUGCUGAGGGACAGCCUUCACCAACCUCAGUACGUAGAGAAACUGGAGAAGAUCCUCCGCUUUGUCAUCAAGGAGAAGGCCCUCACCAUGCAGGAUCUGGACAACAUCUGGGCUGCACAGGCUGGUAAGCAUGAGGCCAUAGUGAAGAACGUCCAUGACCUUCUGGCCAAACUGGCCUGGGACUUCUCCCCAGAGCAGCUCGACCACCUCUUUGACUGCUUCAAGGAGAGUUGGACGAACGCUAGUAAGAAGCAGCGUGAGAAGCUACUGGAGCUGAUCCGUCGCCUGGCAGAGGACGACAAAGACGGAGUAAUGGCCCACAAAGUUCUCAACUUGCUGUGGAACCUGGCUCACAGCGACGAUGUCCCUGUAGACAUUAUGGACCAGGCCCUUAGCGCACACAUCAAGAUACUGGACUAUAGCUGCUCUCAGGACCGAGACACCCAAAAGAUCCAGUGGAUUGAUCGCUUCAUCGAGGAGCUACGCACCAAUGACAAGUGGGUCAUACCUGCCCUUAAACAGAUCAGAGAGAUCUGCAGCCUGUUUGGAGAAGCUCCACAGAACCUCAGUCAGACCCAGAGGAGUCCUCAUGUGUUCUAUCGUCAUGACCUGAUCAACCAGCUCCAACACAACCACGCCCUGGUCACUCUGGUGGCUGAGAACCUGUCUGCCUACAUGGAGACCAUGAGGCAGUUCUCGAAAGCUGAACACGCAGACUUUGACCCUCAGACGGUCCGAGUGGGCAGUCGCUACAGCCAUGUCCAGGAGGUCCAAGAGAGGCUUAACUUCCUGAGGUUCCUGUUGAAGGACGGCCAGUUGUGGCUGUGUGCUCCUCAGGCCAAGCAGAUCUGGAGGUGUUUGGCAGAGAGUGCCGUCUUCCUGUGCGAUCGUGAGGCCUGCUUCAAAUGGUACUCAAAGCUGAUGGGUGAUGAGCCAGAUCUGGACCCAGACAUCAACAAGGACUUCUUUGAGAACAACGUUCUUCAGCUGGACCCCUCGCUGCUCACAGAGAAUGGCAUGAAGUGCUUUGAGAGGUUUUUCAAAGCUGUCAACUGCCGUGAGGGCAAAUUGGUUGCCAAGCGUCGGGCGUACAUGAUGGAUGACCUGGAACUCAUAGGCCUGGACUACCUCUGGAGGGUGGUGAUUCAGGGCAGUGAUGACAUUGCCAGCCGGGCCAUUGACCUCCUGAAGGAGAUCUAUACCAACCUGGGGCCGAAGCUGCAGGUCAACCAGGUCGAGAUCCACGAGGACUUCAUCCAGUCCUGUUUUGACCGCCUGAAGGCGUCGUACGACACGCUGUGCGUCCUGGACGGGGACAAGGACAGCAUCAACUGCGCCCGCCAGGAGGCCAUCCGCAUGGUCCGCGUGCUCACCGUGCUCAAGGAGUACAUCAAUGAGUGUGACAGCGACUACCAUGAAGAGAGGACCAUACUGCCCAUGUCCAGGGCGUUUCGGGGGAAGCACAUCACGCUGAUCGUGCGUUUCCCCAACCAGGGGCGUCAGGUGGACGACCUGGACAUCUGGUCUCACACCAACGACACCAUCGGCUCGGUGCGCCGCGGCAUCCUGACGCGCAUCAAGGCCAACGCCACGCACACCAAGAUCGAGCUGUUCAUCGGCGGGGAGGUGGUCGACCCGGUCGAUGACAGGAAGCUGAUCGGCCAGCUCAACCUCAAAGACAAAACGUUGAUUACAGCUAAGCUCACCCAGGUCAGCACCACCGUGCCCUCCAGUCCUGACAGCUCCUCUGACUCCUCGACCGGCUCGCCUAGUAACCACGGCAACCACUUCAGCGACGGGCCUAAUCCAGAGGUGGAGAGCUGCCUUCCUGGAGUGAUCAUGUCCCUCCACCUGCGCUACAUCUCCUUCCUGUGGCAGGUAGCAGACCUGGGCUGCACCCUCAGCAUGCCUCUGCUGAGAGAUGGAGCUCGGCUUCUUAUGAAGCUCAUGCCUCCAGAUAACAGCACAGUGGAGAACCUGCGAGCCAUCUGUUUGGACCACGCCAAGCUGGGAGAGAACAGCCUCAGCCCCACACUAGACUCCCGUUUCUUCGGCCCCUCGCCCUCGCAAGUCCUCUACCUCACUGAGGUGGUGUACGCGCUGCUGAUGCCGGCCAGCGGCACCCUGGGCGAGGACGCCAGCGACUUCCAGUACAACUUCCUGAAGAGCGGCGGCCUCCCGCUCGUUUUGAGCAUGCUCACGCGGAACAACUUCCUGCCGUCGGCCGACAUGGAGACGCGGCGCGGGGCGUACCUCAACGCCCUGAAGAUCGCCAAGCUGCUUCUCACCGCCGUGGGCUUUGGGCACGUCAAAGCUGUGGCCGAGGCCUGCCAGCCCGUAGUGGAGGGAACCAGCCCCGCAUCCCCGAUCAACCAAGCCACCCACGACCAGGCUCUGGUCCUCCAGAGUGCCCUACAGAACAUCCCCAACCCCGCAUCCGAGUGCAUGCUCCGCAACGUGGCCAUACGCCUGGCCCAACAGAUCUCCGACGAGUCUCUGCCACCGAACUCCCAGAACUUCUUCCAGGCUUCCAAGUACAUCCCAGACAUCUGCGUUAUCCGGUCAGUGCAGAAGAUCGUUUGGGCCUCUGGCUGUGGCAGCAUACAGCUUGUCUUCAGCCCCAACGAAGACAUCAGCCAGAUCUAUGAGAAGACCAACGCCAGUAAGGAACCGGACGGGGAGGACGAGCAGGUGUGCUGCGAGUCUCUGGAGGUCAUGACCCUGUGUUUUGCCCUGCUGCCCACCGCCCUGGACACGCUCAGCAAGGAGAAGGCGUGGCAGUCGUUCAUUAUAGACCUGCUGCUGCACUGCCACAGCAAGUCAGUCCGACAGAUGGCUCAGGAGCAGUUCUUCCUCAUGGCCACUAGGUGCUGUAUGGGACACAGACCUCUCCUCUUCUUCAUCACCCUACUUUUCACCGUUUUAGGGAGCACGGCGAAGGAGAGAGCUAAGCAGGCAGGGGACUACUUUACCCUGCUGAGACAUCUGCUGAACUACGCCUACAACAGCAACAUCAACCUGCCCAACGCGGAGGUGCUGCUCAACAACGAAAUAGACUGGCUCAAGAGGAUCAGGGAUGAGGUGAAGCUGGCUGGAGAGACAGGGGUGGAGGAAACCAUUCUGGAAGGACACCUGGGGGUCACCAAGGAGCUGCUGGCCUUUCAGACACCAGAAAAGAAGUAUUAUAUCGGUUGUGAGAAGGGAGGGGCCAACCUCAUCAAGGAGUUGAUAGAUGAUUUCAUCUUCCCGGCGUCUAAUGUGUACCUGCAGUAUGUGAAGACGGGAGAGUUCCCUGCAGAGCAGGCCAUCCCUGUCUGCAGCAGCCCCGCCUCAAUCAACGCCGGCUUCGAACUCCUGGUAGCGCUGGCUGUCGGCUGUGUCAGGAACCUCAAGCAGAUCGUGGACACACUCACCGAUAUGUACUACCUAGGUUGUGAGACUCUUUCGGAGUGGGAGUACCUCCCCCCAGUGGGGCCACGGCCCACCAAAGGCUUUGUGGGGCUGAAGAACGCCGGGGCCACCUGCUACAUGAACUCUGUGAUCCAGCAGCUCUACAUGAUCCCGCCCAUCCGGAACGGCAUCCUGGCUGUGGAGGGCACCGGCACCGACGUGGACGAUGAACUGUCAGGGGACGAGAAGCAGGAGAACGAGACUAAUGCAGAUGGGACUGCACGGGACGAGGUUUUCAGCUACCAACACCAGUUUGAUGACAAGCCAUCGCUCAGUAAGUCGGAGGACAGGAAAGAGUACAACAUUGGUGUACUGCGCCACUUACAGGUCAUCUUCGGCCACCUGGCUUCCUCCAGACUGCAGUACUAUGUACCUAGAGGCUUCUGGAAACAGUUCAGGUUAUGGGGUGAGCCAGUGAACUUGCGAGAGCAGCACGAUGCCCUCGAAUUCUUCAACUCUUUAGUUGACAGUCUGGACGAGGCUCUGAAGGCCUUUGGCCAACCUUCCAUGCUCAGCAAGGUUCUCGGAGGCUCCUUCGCCGACCAGAAGAUCUGCCGUGACUGCCCCCACAGGUAUGAGUGUGAGGAAUCAUUUACCACGUUGAACGUGGACAUCAGGAACCACCAGAACCUGUUGGACUCUAUGGAGCAGUAUGUCAAAGGAGACCUGCUGGAGGGAGCCAAUGCUUAUCACUGUGAGAAGUGCAACAAGAAGGUCGACACAGUGAAGCGGCUGCUGAUCAAGAAGCUCCCCCCGGUGCUGGCCAUCCAGCUGAAGAGGUUUGACUACGACUGGGAGAGGGAGUGCGCCAUCAAGUUCAACGACUACUUUGAGUUCCCCCGGGAGCUGGACAUGGAGCCGUACACUGUGGCUGGAGUGGCCAAGCUGGAGGGGGACGACGGCAACCCGGAGAGCCAGAUGAUCAUGCAGAACGAACCAUCAGAGCCGGAUCCCCCAGGCUGCAGUUCCAAAUACCGCCUGGUGGGGGUGCUGGUGCAUUCGGGCCAGGCCAGCGGCGGCCACUACUACUCGUACAUCACCCAGCGAGAUGGCGGGGCCGGCACCGGGGCAACCGACAGCGGACAAAAGGAGCACUGGUACAAGUUCGAUGACGGCGACGUGACGGAAUGCAAGAUGGACGACGACGAGGAGAUGAAGAGCCAGUGUUUCGGCGGGGAGUACAUGGGCGAGGUGUUUGACCACAUGAUGAAGAGGAUGUCCUACAGGCGGCAGAAGAGAUGGUGGAACGCCUACAUCCUAUUCUACGAGAGGAUGGAUGCGGCGGGGGGAGGAGCCGCGGGGGAGGCAGACGGGGAGCUCGCCAGGUGCAUCUCGGAGCUGACCGUGUCGCCGACUAUGCCACGUCAGGUGAAGAUGCCGAGUGCCAUCGAGUGCAGCGUGAGGAAGCAGAACGUCCAGUUCAUGCACAGCCGCAUGCAGUACAGCCUGGAGUACUUCCAGUUCGUCAAGAAGCUGCUGACCUGUAACAGCGUCUACCUCAACCCUCCCCCGGGCCAGGACCACCUGUUGCCGGAGGCCGAGGAGAUAGCCAUGAUCAGCAUCCAACUAGCGGCUCGGUUCCUCUUCAGCACCGGGUUCCACACCAAGAAAGUGGUCCGGGGGCCCGCCAGUGACUGGUAUGAUGCCCUUUGCAUCCUCCUGCGGCACAGUAAGAAUGUGCGCUGCUGGUUUGCCCACAACGUGCUGUUUGUGUACCCAACGCGCUUCUCCGAGUACCUACUGGAGUGUCCCAGCGCAGAAGUCCGGGGAGCCUUUGCCAAGCUCAUUGUCUUCAUUGCCCACUUCUCCCUGGCGGAUGGGCCUUGCCCCGCCCCCGCCUGCUCCCCUGGGGGCUCCACCCAGGGCUGUGAUAACCUGAGUCUCAGUGAUCACCUGUUGAGGGCUGUGUUGAACCUCCUCCGGAGAGAGGUGUCAGAGCACGGACGACACCUUCAGCAAUACUUCAACCUCUUCGUCAUGUACGCCAACCUGGGUGUGGCAGAGAAGACCCAGUUGUUGAAGUUAAGCGUCCCCGCUACCUUCAUGCUGGUGGCUCUGGACGAGGGGCCGGGCCCUCCCAUAAAGUACCAGUAUGCUGAACUGGGGAAGCUCUACACUGUCGUCUCCCAGCUGCUGCGGUGCUGUGAUGUCUCCACGCGCAUGCAGUCCUCCAUCAAUGGUAACCCGGCGCUGCCCAACCCGUACGGCGACGCCAGCCUGACUGCCCCCAUCAUGCCCCUGCAGCAGCUGGUGUCCGAGAUCCUGUUCGUCAGGACCAGCUACGUCAAGAAGAUCAUUGAGGACUGCAGCAACUCCGAGGAGACCGUCAAGCUGCUGCGCUUCAGCUGCUGGGAAAACCCCCAGUUCUCCUCCACCGUGCUGUCCGAGCUGCUCUGGCAGGUGGCGUACUCCUACACGUACGAGCUGAGGCCCUACCUGGACCUCCUGCUGCAGAUCCUGCUCAUCGAGGAUUCCUGGCAGACUCACCGGAUCCACAAUGUGCUGAAGGGGAUACCGGACGACCGGGACGGCCUGUUCGACACCAUCCAGCGCUCAAAGAACCACUACCAGAAACGGGCCUACCAGUGUAUCAAGUGCAUGGUGGCCCUGUUCAGUAACUGUACCGUGGCCUACCAGAUCCUCCAGUGCUCCCAGAGUAACGGGGACCUGAAGCGGAAGUGGACGUGGGCGGUGGAGUGGCUGGGUGACGAGCUGGAGCGUAGGCCCUACACCGGGAACCCACAGUACACCUACAACAACUGGUCUCCCCCCGUCCAGAGCAACGAGACCUCCAACGGCUACUUCCUGGAGCGCUCGCACUCUGCACGCAUGACCCUGGCCAAGGCCUGCGAACUCUGCCCCGAGGAGGUACGUAAGGAGCCGGACGAUCAGGAGGCGACAGAAGACCACGACUCCUCCCCUCCUGAGGACACAGCACUGUACCCCCACAAUCCUUCUCCUGCCACGCAGUUUCAGCAGCAAAACAACCACCCUCAUGCCCAGCCCUACACAGGUCCAGCUGCCCAACACAUGAACACGACCCAGCGCCCCCCACAGAGAGCACAGGAGAGUUGGGAGAGCACUACAGAGGAGGGGGGUCCCGGAGUGCCCCCUCCUGCUGUCCAGACAACGAAAGACUAACCACGACAACCAACCCCCUCAACCUGCAGCUCACCUCACCAAAUCUCUUUGCACACUAAUAUCCCUCAAUACCUUCACCAAGAUCCCCAGUUUAUUGAUUGAUUGACCAAUCGUACCGUAGAUUGAGACGAGACUAAAUAAUUAAGACCCAAGCCCUAGCGCUUUCUUCUCUACAGGAGGAAUAGCGUCCGCUUGGUCACCUCUGACCCUUGAGCCAUGCCAUCGAGACGAUGAAGCUCUUUAAGUUCUGCUCUCCGUGUUUCUGUUGUAGAAUCAAAGUUCUAUGAUUUCUGGAAUGUGGAGUAGGAAGAGUAUGGACAUUCUCUCUCUCUCUGUCUCUCUCCGUCUGCCCCAUAGAAACACAGCACUGCUGACAAGCAAAGAACCAUACCCUUGUCUGCAAGGUAGUGUGUACAGUGUUAAGAGCAACAUUGAGACGAAAGACAGUUGUGUGGGACUGUGUGACGUGUGUACAGGAAGUUAAACUAAAUGGUGAAGGGAAGGUGUACAUAGUAUGUUAAUGUUUUGGAAUAGUUAAAACCUUCCAUCCCUGGACCCCCCUCCCCCACAACCUACAGCAACGAUGCAGCAACGCGUGCCCCGGACUAGCCCGUAAUCUGUGACUUCAAAACAGACAUGGAAGAAAAAUGACAAAUCAAAUGGAAAGAAGGACAAUAAUAAGCAUUUCAUUUUGUUUCUGCUUUGUAGUCAGUGCAUGGAAGUGAGGUUCAGCCUAUUACUGGCUUACAUUCUUGUUGAUGUGAAGUCAUCUUCUUUGGACUUUGGCUAAGCUUUUCUGAAAUAUUUUUCUUUAAACACCUGUUUCUAUGAGAACAUUGUUCUGUUAAAAAAUGAUAUACCAAUAUCACCCAUUUGUGCACCAGUUUACAACGGCAGGGUUUGUGAACUCAUAUUUAAUCUUCGCUCACAUGAAGUGGAAAGAACUCGCUGCUUCUUGAUGGCUUUUUUCCCCUUCCACUUUUUGACCUACUUGAACACAGUCUUACAACAACUCUCUUUUCCAUUGAGAAUAACAGGUAACAUUUUCUAAAGCAGGUUUAUGUUUUACAAUAACUGCUGGAGAGCUAGCUAACUUGUCGCAUAAAGCAUUUCUAAGUGUUCUUUAGGAUUCUUACUGCAACAACAAUAUUUCAAUUGGCAACAUGAAUGUGUGGUUUGUUUGUCAGUUCCUUUUUUUGUUUCACUGGGAUAAUUGGAAUUGGCAUAAUCCCAGCAAUAAAAAUAUGACCAUGAUAUCAAGACUCUUAGAAAAUUUUAUCGAAAUUUCCUAGUUGUUGUUUUUGCUUAUUUCAAAGCAGAGGAAAGAAAAUAUAAAUUAAUUGAAGAGGACAUUUUUGUCAGAUAAAGAAAGAAAAUCUAUCUGCCCUGAACUGUAUUUUUUUCUCUCUUUUUUUGCCAACUUUGGUUUUGGCCAAUAUGUGAAUUUUAAUUCUAGAGAUUUUUUUUCCAGCAUAGUAGCACAGCAGUGUGCCCACUACAAAGAGUACAUGAAAAAUGCUAACUUUAAAUUGUAGCUUUGUCAUAUUUAAUUUAUGGUACAUUGUAAAUGCCUAAUGCACGCAAAAAAGUAAAACAUAACCGUAAGGAGAUCUCCUGCUAGAGAAACAAGAUCUCUUUGAGUGACAUUGCCAAUAGUAAAAGGCAUUGCCCCGAGGGACUGGUUGAAACAAAAUGGAUUAGACACAAAAAGUCUGCCAAAACCAAAACUGUGGCCUAUAAAGACAAGCUGUGGAAGAGUAAAGUGAGGAGGAAUACUGUUCCCCCCACCCUUAAAUGCAAAGCAUCCUGGGGGAUAAAAGGGGCAACUUCGGACCCUCAUGAUAAGAAGAUGAGAAGACAAGGCUAUGGAUGGUUCCAAUGAUUCUAUUGGGGGGGUUGUGAUUUAAAUGCCAUAAGGACUGAUUGUCAUUCUUCCAAGCCCUGCCCUAAAGCACUACAGGUCAUCUCUCACUUCUUCCAUUAUAAGAAUGCUUUAUCUAUUUUUAUUUUCAGACUGCAAGGUCUUACAUUGUUUAGUUUUUUUUCUCUCCUUAUUUUUCUUUUGGCUUUGUUUUUUGUAAAGUGUUAGUUAAUGAUCAGAUAUGCCUUCUGAUUUUGUUUGUAUUUUGUUUGAAUAAUUCUUAAGCUCUUUUUGUGAAACAUGCAUGGAUGGUUAUUAAGCCCCCAAUCUGCCUUAGAGCACUGUACAAACCCAGCACACUGUAAAAUUAUACUUUAAGAAAAUGAGAAAUAAAUGGUAUUUGAAUUAUUAUG